AGAAAGGAGGGUGGUAGUCAAGAAAGGUCAAACAAAGAAAGAAACCCUAACAAGAUACGUUGGCGGAGGAGACAGAGAAGAGAAGAUGACGGUUAUGCAGAAGCUGAGGAUGUUCGUGGUACAAGAACCUAUUGUCGCUGCUUCUUGCCUCAUCGGUGGCUUCGGGCUGUUUCUUCCUGCGUUCGUGCGCCCUAUGCUGGAUUCCUUUGAAUCAACUAAGCAAGUUCCUCCACCUGUAUUAAGCGAUGUGGUUGCGGGUAUGACUGGUAAAAAGUAACGACGAUACAAAUAUUGUAACUUUACUCUUCGGGCCCCAGAAAAUGAAGAAAUCGAGGUCUGUUGUUAUUAAUGAUUGUUUCUGUAAUCCGCACCCUUUUUGACCAUGCUCGUUAUACUUCGAUAGACCUGGUUAAUAAGAUCUUUGUUUUCUUUAAUAUUGUAUACGAAAAGUUUCAUGCACGCUUCAACUUGGUUCGAGGUUUAUGAAAGUUUUACUCUGUGUAAUGCUUCAUAACUUA
Messenger RNA from Helianthus annuus (common sunflower), 518 nucleotides. RefSeq lists its product as uncharacterized. The transcript is spliced from 3 exons. The record is from RefSeq and is a predicted model, not a curated record. NCBI's taxonomy places the organism in Eukaryota, Viridiplantae, Streptophyta, Magnoliopsida, Asterales, Asteraceae. The coding region runs from base 86 to 277 and encodes 63 amino acids.